Nicotiana tabacum (common tobacco) is the source of this 489-nucleotide messenger RNA. NCBI's taxonomy places the organism in Eukaryota, Viridiplantae, Streptophyta, Magnoliopsida, Solanales, Solanaceae. The record is from RefSeq and is a predicted model, not a curated record.
AUGAAGGACUUGAUGUCCCGAAAAUUCGAUUUUCAAGAUUUGGCCACAGUAAUUCUUACUCAGACCUGCAGUGCGGUGGUGACUAGACCAAUUGCUGAGAAGCUGUCUGACCCAGGGAGUUUCACAAUUCCCUGCACCAUUGGUAAUUUUGCUUUUGCCAAGGCGCUUUGUGAUCUAGGGGCCAACAUAAAUCUUAUGCCCCUGGCGAUUUAUAAGAGGCUGGGGAUUGGAAGAGCUAAACCCACUUCUAUGUUGUUGCAGCUGGCGGACAGGACCAUAAAAAGACCCUCUGGUAUCUUGGAUGAUGUGUUGAUUCAGAUUGGGGAGCUCAAGAUGAGAUUGAACGAUGAAGAGAUAAUAUUCAAUGUGCAAAAAUCUAUGAGACGACCAAGUGAAUUCGUCAAUUGCUCUAUUAUUGUUGCCGUGGAUGUAAUCGUAGAAACUAAUGAUGAGAUGCUGACUAUUGAGGACCUCUUGCUGCGUGUCUGA